AUGCAUGGGACGCUUCUCUUCAUCCAUAUUAACUCGGGCAUCGUCAUGGCGGAGGCCCUGGGGCUCGCGGCAAGCGUAAUCGCCGUGGUUGAUCUAUUCGCCAAAAUCGGUGUGCUGUGCUCCCACUACUGCGCCGAUCUCAAAGGGGCUCGACGGGAGGUCCGAGGUAUCCUGAAUGAGGCCGAUAGCUUCAGUCACACCCUUGGAGAUGUCGAGAAACUCCUCUCGAGCCCGAAUGGCUCAAAUAUUAACCCCAUCAAUAUUCAACGCACUAUUGAUGAUUGCCGUGUACUGUUGAAUGACCUAGCUGUGAAGCUUCAACAGGGAACAAGAUGGCAGUGGAUGAAGUGGCCCUUGAAGAAAGAAGAGGUGGCGCAAAUACUUCAUAAGCUUGCGCGAUGGAGGGCCGCCAUUGCGUUAGAAUUACAAAUAAAUCAGGUAGGAUUGCUUCGUGAUGUCCACCAAAGCACCGUCAUAGCAAAGCUACGUACCGCGGAAGGCGCGAGAUUUGACUCCGGCGAGGAAGCCACCAAGGCCAAAUGCCACCCGGGCACUCGGGUUGAUGUCCUGCAGCAGAUAAUGGCAUGGGGCUCCACCUCGGAUGGUGAAUCUAUCUUUUGGCUGAAUGGGAUGGCCGGUACUGGCAAGUCUACCAUUUCGCGAACGGUCGCGCAGUUAUUUUCAGACAAUGGCGCACUUGGUGCUAGCUUCUUCUUCAAGCGCGGCGAAGGUGACCGCGGCCGGGCGGCCUAUCUGUUCCCGACAAUAACUGCCCAACUUGUUCAACGGCUCCCAUUACUCGCCCCUCAUGUAAGCGCUGAGAUGGAAGCGGAUCCUGCCAUCUCCGAGAAAUCACUAUCCACUCAAUUUGAGAAACUCAUUAUGAAUCCAAUACAAAAGAUGCGCGAGACACAGCCAUUGGUCAUUGUCAUCGUCAUCGACGCGCUGGAUGAGUGCGACAGUAUUGACCAACUAAGGCUCGUCAUCUUCCUUCUUCAGAGCCUCGACCGAUCCGCAGCUAUCAGCUUGAAGUUUUUCCUCACUAGCAGGCCCGAAUUACCUAUUCGCCUUGGUUUCAUGGAUCUUGAGGGCCAGCACAAAGAAUUGGUCCUCCAUAAAAUCCCUAAGCCAGUUAUCGAGCGGGAUAUUGCGGCGUAUCUAGCACACGAGCUUGCGACGAUUCGCCAGAGCUACAAUAAAUCUGUUUCCGAAAGUCGGCGACUACCCAGUGACUGGCCAGGCCCAGAAUAUCUAGAAAAGCUGAUUGAGAUGGCAAUCCCUCUAUUUAUUUUCGCCGCAACGACGUGCCGUUUCAUCGGAGACCGGAGGCUUGAGGCCCGAAGCACCAACUUGUCAAAAUCUUGGAGCACCAACAAAACCGGCAGUCUAACCUUGAAGGAACCUAUAUGCCUGUGCUGGACCAGCUCUUGA
Parascedosporium putredinis is the source of this 1431-nucleotide messenger RNA. The record is from the annotation of a GenBank genome assembly. Lineage: Eukaryota; Fungi; Ascomycota; Sordariomycetes; Microascales; Microascaceae.